This is a messenger RNA of Darwinula stevensoni, 4062 nucleotides long. The record is from the annotation of a GenBank genome assembly. NCBI's taxonomy places the organism in Eukaryota, Metazoa, Arthropoda, Ostracoda, Podocopida, Darwinulidae.
UUGAUAGAAUGGAAAAACCCAAGAAGAGAAUAUCAGAUGGGUCAACUAUGAAGAUAACUAAUUACUUUGCUGUUCUGACUUCAAAGACAAAGGACACAUCUGCUGAAGGAACUAGACUUCCAAUUAAGUCUGUUGUGGCACAGAACCUAGAUGGAUCAGAAAAUGAACAAAUUAAUUUUGUGCAAUCAUCUUUGAAGCAGGAGAAAGAGGAACAUCAUGUCAGGUCUGCAGAUGUGGAACAGCAGUGUUCAGAUUAUGACUUUGAUGGAUCUGACUUAGAUGAAAUUGACCCUGAUCUUGAAGCCAAGAUUGUUAAGGCAGAGACCAGUAUAAGUGAGUGGAAGAAGAUCUUCAAAGAACCACAAGAGAAGGAAAAUGCGAGGCUUCUGCAAAGACCAAGCCCUGGAACUGCUGUUGGGUCCUCACAAACUUGUCCUGAUUACAAGAAAGUGAGGGGGACUACAUUUGCUGUGGAUGCUUUCAGUUAUGGAGCCAUUUCAAAGAUUGAGCUUUACUUCCUCUCUCACUAUCAUUAUGAUCACUAUAGAGGCCUGACAAGAAAUUGGAACUUGCCAAUUUAUUGUUCCUCCCCAACAGGGAACCUUGUGAAGAAAUUUAUAGGGGUUCCAGAGAAGUACUUGAAUCUUCUGCCCAUGAAUGAACCAAAAAUCAUUCUGGGAGUAGAGGUGACUCUCCUGGAAGCCUUUCAUUGUCCAGGAGCUGUGAUGUUCCUGUUCAAGACUCAAUCUGGUGAAGUGAUUCUUCAUACUGGUGAUUUUCGUGCCCAUCAUUCCAUGGAGUCUUCCAUUCAAAAGCAGGCAAUAUCUCUUCUGUACCUUGACACAACUUACUGUGAUGCUUACUACAAAUUUCCCCCUCAAGAAGAAGUUUUAUCACAAAUCUGUGAUUUGAGUGCCAAGUUCCUAAAACGAAAUCCCCGAGGACUCAUUGUCACCAACUCAUACACAAUUGGGAAGGAGAAGGCAUGGGUUGCAAUUGCCCAACAUCUGUCUCUCAAGGUGUAUGUGUCAGAUAAGAAAAGACGAAUUCUCCAAACCCUUGGUCUUCAGGAAUAUCUCAGAGAUCUCACAACUCAGCCUUCUAAGGCCAAGAUCCAUGCCCUUGACAAAUUUGAUUUUGAUGCUCAGUACCUGAACAGCUACUUGAAGAAAUGGGGUAGCUCAUACAGUUGCAUUCUUGCUUUCAUCUUGAGGGGCUGGGAAUAUGAUGCUUCCCAUGGGAAAAGUGAUGCACACCAUCAAAGCUCUGGAAAUAUAAUCAUUCACCGUCUCCCAUACAGUGAGCAUUCCAGUUUUGAGGAGUUAAAGUGGUUUGUGAAACUGGUGAAGCCAAAGCAGGUGGUUUCCACAGUUGGGAAGUGGUCAGAGCGGAGAAGUGCUGAGCAGUUAGCCCUCACCUGGACUCAUGAACCUAAAAAAGAUGAACAGCGAGGAGUCAAACGCAAACGUCCUGGUGCUCAUGGAUUUCCAAUUUGCUGUCAAAAGGUUAAGGAAUCCAAAUUCCCUUCUCUUCAUGAAAAUGAAGUCUCAAGGCUUGAGGCAUUCCACUCCCCUGCACCUGUUUCUUCAGAGGUUCAAACUCAUGAUAAGCACAAGGUUGGCUAUCAGAAGGAUGCCAAGAAACCUGAGGUGACCUUGGUUGGGGCUCUGAACCCAGAAGAGGUAGAAUGGCAUCCCUAUCCAAGGCAGAAGGGAUUCAAGGGCUUGCCAAUGGCAUACCUCCAGCUAUCCAAGGCCAGACUGUCUGGUCUGGUGGUGCUGACUGCCUUGAGUGGAUACAUGAUGGCACCAGAUUCCUUUCUGUUAGAUACUUUUUUUUGGAGUAGUGUAGGAACUGCUCUGCUGAGUGCAGGAGCCAAUGCAACCAAUCAGGUUUUGGAAGUCCCCUUUGAUGCUCAAAUGGCUCGCACACAAUCACGCCUUCUAGUCACUGGAUCUCUUACGCCACUACAUGCAGCAGCCUUUGGGCUCAUAACAAUGGUGUCUGGUUCGGCAAUUCUACUGGGGACGACCAACAUAACCUGUGCCUCACUUGGGAUUCUCAAUUUUUUCCUUUACACCUCAGUGUACACUCCUUCCAAGCGACUCACAAUUUUGAAUACGUGGCUAGGAUCCAUUGUGGGUGCCAUUCCACCAUUGAUGGGUUGGGCAGCAUGCACUGGAGGGAGUUUACACCCUGGAGCUUUUGUCAUGGCAGGCAUCCUCUAUGCUUGGCAGUUCCCCCAUUUCAAUGCUCUUUCAUGGAACCUUAGGGCCGAAUAUUCCAAGGGAGGUUAUCGUAUGAUGGCUGUUGUGAAUCCUGAUUUGUGCAGAGCCACUGCCUUGCGGUAUAGUGUGGCACUUCUGGGUCUCUCUUGCUUGGCACCCAUUACAGGACUUACUACUUGGACAUUUACCAUUGACUCAGCUCCUCUCAAUGCCUACCUGAUAUUUCUUGCCUGGAAGUUCUACAAGGAAGCAGACAGCAAAAGUUCCAGACGAUUGUUUCGCUUCUCACUCAUCUAUUUGCCAGCCCUGAUGAUGCUCUUGAUGAUCAGCAAGCCACAUCAGAUGGCAGAUGAUGCUGGGUCUUAUGAACCAAGAAUGGAGGAGGAAAAGGGGACAGAGUAUCGACUGGAUAUUGAUACUGAACUACGAUUUGAAGUGGAGGGAAAGGAGAAAGUCACACUGGAGUUGAAGAGUGGCAUGGCAGAAAUAUUUGGGACAGAACUGGUUAGGGAGAAGCGUUACUUGUUCAAAUCAGGCGCCAAGGUAGCUGUGUUCACAUGGCAUGGAUGUACCCUGGUGCUUCGAGGACGUCCUGAAGUUGCUUAUGUAGCCAAAGAAACUCCAAUGGUGAUGUAUUUGAACACACAUGCAGCCCUAGAACAAGUGCGCAAGAAAGCAGAGGCAGAGAACACUCGAGGACCAAUAGCAAUGAUUGUUGGUGCCACAGAUGUCGGCAAGAGUUCCUACUGCAGGCUUCUGCUCAAUUAUGCUGUUCGUGUUGGCAGAAAACCUGUCUUUGUGGAACUUGAUGUUGGACAGGGGCAAAUCUCCAUCCCAGGCACCAUUGGGGCCAUGUUAGUUGAAAGACCUGCCUCAGUAGAAGAUGGAUUCAAUCAAAAAGCCCCUCUUGUAUACCACUAUGGGAGCUCACAUGCAGGUAUGAAUUGCACUCUCUACAACAUGAUCGUGUCCCGACUGGCUGAGGUCGUCCAAGAAAGACUGGAUGCAAACAGGAAAGCAAAAGCAUCUGGUGUGAUCAUCAACACUUGUGGGUGGGUGAAAGGGGAUGGUUACAAGAUCUUGACUCACAUUGCUUUGGCCUUCGAAGUGGAUGCCAUCAUUGUGUUGGACUCUGAGCGUCUCUACAACGAAUUGGUUCGGGACAUGCCAUCCUUUGUCAAGGUUGUUUUCCAACCCAAGAGUGGAGGAGUGGUGGAACGAAGCAAGGCUCUCCGUCAGGAAUCCCGUGAUCUCAGAGUUCGAGAGUACUUCUAUGGUGCUCGAAACCAGUUGUAUCCCCAUUCAUUUGAGGUCAAGUUCUCAGAGAUUCGAGUGAUGAAGAUUGGAGCUCCCACCCUCCCAGAUUCGUGCAUGCCACUUGGCAUGAGACAGGAGGAUAACUUGACCAAGCUUGUCCCUGUAGUUCUUGGUCCCAGUUUAUUACAUCAUCUUCUUGCUGUCAGUUUUGCGGCUAGCACUGAGGAAGAUGUGGUCUGUACCAAUGUGGCUGGCUUUGUCUGUGUGACGAAUGUGGACACCGAGAGGCAGACAUUGACCCUUCUAUCACCACAACCCCGACCUUUACCUCAAACCAUCGUUCUCCUCAGUGAAAUUCAAUUCAUGGACAAUCAUUGACAAGCCUCCUCCUCGUCCUCAAGCUGCUAAACUUUCGGACGUAUGGUCGGGGGUGCCGAUCGAGAGCUCAGGACCCAAGCGGUUGCCGUGCUGAUGCUCCAUUCCAGGAUCUGUACCAUGGUCAACACUGCAAAAGAUCCUUUUUAUUGUUUAACUCAUGUUAUGGAUUCAUGUUGUGGGUAAAAAAAAUUGAAAGCUG